AUGCCUCCGCGAUACUUCAAGAACGACGCGCCGGCAGCGAGAAGAGACCCACGCCGCCAACUCGAAGCCUCCCUCACUCGCUUAGUAAAAGAAUACCCACCCUCAAAACUCCGCCCUGGCGGUGGGCUCUUCCAUGGUCCAGUGAGCGUUGCCUACACCUUCCUCGUCCUCCAACAACUCUACCCAGACCUCGAGAUCGAACAACGACACUUGGGCACCUGGUCAGCCGCCUACCUCGAGCACGCCCAGAAGAAUUUCCAGACAUACCCCGGACCACAACCAGGAAAAUGUGGUGUCAUGGACGAUGUGCUGUGUUUGUUGGCAAUUGGAGCGGCGAGUAGUAAGGAAGCAGAGAUGGCGCAGGAUCUGUGCGAUUACUCCGCUGAAGUGCUGGAUCCGGAUACGGAGAACGAGUGGUUGUAUGGUCGGGCUGGAUACUUGUACUUACUACGGCUAGUCAAGGCUUCCUUCAUCGACAAACCGGAGAUCUUGAAGUUGAUCACGGAUACACAAGACGACGUCAUCGACGUUAUCCUGGAGACACCACGACCGUGGAAGUGGCAUGGCAAGGCAUAUGUCGGAGCUGUGCACGGUGCAUUCGGCAUCAUAACGCAAAUCGUCCUCACGAAUCCUACCAAGUAUGCGCCAAAGCUGGAGAUGGAGCUCGCGGUACUCCUGACAUAUCAGUACGAGAGUGGCAACUUUCCGAGCAGUAUACCACCAGAGAAGGACAGGCUGGUGCAAAUCUGCCAUGGUGCACCGGGUGUGGUUAUCAGUCUGCAGAGCAUACGAGAGUACUUCCCAAGCCUGAAGGACAAGAUCGAGAAGGCGAUCGCUAAGGGCAGGGAGUGUAUACUCGAGCGGGGACUACUGACGAAGGAGCCUUGUCUGUGCCACGGCAUCUCCGGCAACGCCCUAGCACUCGAAGACAAGGACUUCGAGCACUUCCUCACCUACACCACAGGCCACGAAAUCAAAUCCAUGGAGAAAGACGGCCUGCUCGACCCUUCAUCAGCUCCGGAAUCGCUCUUUGGUGGCGAGGCCGGGCGAGCUUGGACAUGGGCUGUAGCGGAUCGUGGCUUGACGAAGCGGGUUCUCGGGUAUAAUGAUCUUUGA
Molecule: messenger RNA, 1116 nt
Organism: Recurvomyces mirabilis
Lineage: Eukaryota; Fungi; Ascomycota; Dothideomycetes; Mycosphaerellales; Teratosphaeriaceae
Exons: 3
Coding region: 1-1116 (371 amino acids)
Biological process (GO): peptide modification; carbohydrate metabolic process
Cellular component (GO): plasma membrane
Source: RefSeq, a predicted model, not a curated record